AUGCUUGUUGCCGUCCCGGUUUAUCUUCACUCUGUGUUUAACCUUCCUUUGCGUUAAUGCUGACAUGCAUGUUCGCAUUAGCACUCACAUUCGCUUUCCCAUUUGCGUUCUUCUGGUUUAUCGAUUUGCCCUUUCGUUUCAGCCUACCCUUCGCUCGCUCGCCGUUCGCUCACCCGUUCGUUCUUUUUCCUUUGUGCAUUUCCCCCUCCCCCCUCCUAUUAGCGUUCUCCCUGAGCAGCACGUAUGAUGGACCAAUGCCAUUGAGCCACCUCCCGUUCAUCAUUUAUGCAGAAAAAAACGCUAAUGCGAAUGCAUCAUAUUCCUUUCCAUUCGUAUAGAAGUUCAGGCAUACCAAAAUGAAUGAUAGCUAUGACAGUUUAUUUAAAAUUUUAUUAAUUGGAGACAGUGGCGUUGGGAAGUCUUGUUUGCUUCUUCGUUUUGCCAGAAAGAGGGGCAGACAAACAUACCUAAUCAAUCGUUUCGAAACGGAGAAUGACCAAAUCAACGAUGAUACUUACACGGACAGUUACAUCAGCACAAUCGGAGUUGACUUUAAAAUAAAGACGAUAGAAAUUGAGGACAAAAUUAUAAAAUUGCAAAUAUGGGAUACAGCGGGACAGGAACGAUUCAGAACUAUAACGUCUUCCUAUUAUAGGGGAGCGCAAGGCAUCAUCAUAGUGUACGACGUCACCGACCGGGACAGCUUCAACAAUGUGAAAAAUUGGAUAAUCGAGAUAGAAAAGUACGCGUCGGAGGACGUGCAAAAGAUCCUAAUAGGAAACAAAAUUGAUUUAAAAAACGAUCGCAAUGUAAGUUACGAGGAAGGAAAAGAGUUAGCCGAUAGCUGCAAUAUUCAGUUCCUGGAGACUUCGGCGAAAAUAGCCCACAAUGUGGAGCAAGCCUUUAAGACCAUGGCGCAUGAAAUAAAAAAUAAAUCUCAGCUGGAGAAUCAGCAGAAGGGAAGGGCCAACAUCAAUUUGAACGCCAAGCCCAUAAAGGAUAACAAAAAGAAGUGCUGCUAAGGGGGGCGCCAUG
Molecule: messenger RNA, 1035 nt
Organism: Plasmodium cynomolgi strain B
Lineage: Eukaryota; Apicomplexa; Aconoidasida; Haemosporida; Plasmodiidae
Product: small GTPase Rab1A
Exons: 9
Coding region: 357-1022 (221 amino acids)
Molecular function (GO): GTPase activity; GTP binding
Source: RefSeq, a predicted model, not a curated record